GUGUGGUUGUUCACGUCCCUCUCCGUCCUCAGGCCUGCAGGACUCGGACGAUGAGGACGUCAGCGAGGACAUGGACAUGAAGAUCGAGUCGAUGCUGGCGCCCAAGCGGAUCGUCAAGGAGGUGAAGCCGCAGAACGGCGGCGGCGGCGGAGGCGGCGGUCAAGGCGGCUCGGGGACGAGCGGCACGGCCGGCACGCCGUCGGGCCUGCCCGGCCUCAUGACGACGCCCGUGUUUGGCGGCGCCGCCGGCGACAAGUUGGAGCUGGCGCGCCGGCUCGCGCUCCGCAUCAACGCCCAGAGGAACCUCGGUCCCGACAACCGCGGCGCCAGUCAGCAGACGGCCGAGGCCGUCAUGUCGGGCCGCGGGUCCCAGCCGCUCAUCACGGCCAAGAUGGUGGCGGAGCAGCUGGCGGCCAAGCUGAACACGCGGCUCAACUACAUCCCCGAGGAGCGCUCGGAGGAGGAGCCGGAACCCGAGGAGACUUUCACCAAGUACGAGGAGGAGCUGGAGAUCAACGACUUCCCGCAGCACACGCGCUGGCGCGUCACCAGCAAGGAGGCGUUAGCACAGAUCUCCGAGUACUCGGAAGCCGGCAUCACGGUGCGCGGCACGUAUUACGCGCCCAACGCCAAGAUUCCGGAGGGUGAGCGCAAACUAUUCCUGGCCAUCGAGUCGACCUCGGAGCUGGCCGUCAGCAAGGCCAAGGCCGAGAUCACUCGUCUUAUCAAGGAAGAGCUGGUGCGCGCGCAGACGUCGCACCACUCUGGCGGCAACCGCGGGAGGUACAAGGUGCUGUGACCGCCGACAGGUGGCGGGCGUGGGACGGGCGUGUUGUGGGGUGUGUUUUCAUCGUCGCGCGGCCGGGCACCAUCCAUCGAUCAUUGUGCGGCCGCGUGCUCAUGGAUCCGUGCGAUCCCGCCUGGCAGAUCACCCGCGGUGCGUGGCCGUGUGAGGCUGCUGUCGGCAGCACUGGCCGGAGUCGGGGCACAAGCUCCCGCAUCGCGCGUAUUUCUUCCGGG
This is a messenger RNA of Pollicipes pollicipes, 1020 nucleotides long. RefSeq names its product putative ATP-dependent RNA helicase DDX46. Lineage: Eukaryota; Metazoa; Arthropoda; Thecostraca; Pollicipedomorpha; Pollicipedidae. The transcript is spliced from 4 exons. Gene Ontology annotation, cellular component: nucleus. Gene Ontology annotation, molecular function: RNA binding. The coding region runs from base 71 to 799 and encodes 242 amino acids. The record is from RefSeq and is a predicted model, not a curated record.